CGAAGCUCGACAUGCACUUUAUACGCGCCGAUACUUCUACAUGCAUUUGGAAUUUAAUAGCAUUGAUUGUUUAGAAUGCCAACACAGCACAGUGCUGUGCCCUUACAAAAAUAAACCCUGGCGGUUUGGGAAGUUUGUGACGCAAUUCUGCGAACCGACAAAUACUUAAAAACCAUUGUGAACACAAGUGGAUAAUACUUAUAGAUUUUUCGUUGCAUAUGAAACAGUUCUACGCAUUGACUUAAACCGGAUAGGAGUGGAAGUAGAUAUUUUAGAAGACGUUGGACAAAACCGUCGAGAUGGCGGCCAAUUCCGUUUACAAGCCUAUAACAAUUCCUUUCGAAGAUGACGAGGAGCCUCCGGAGUUGUGGGGAAACAGCAAAGCCCAGGUGAUCGAGAUGAAGCCGACCUUUACCCGAACGGCGCGGUUCUGUACCCAGAGACGAGUCCUUUUCCUUGUCGUGAUCGCCCUUGCCCUAACCGCCCUUAUUGCAACACCAAUCCUGGUGUGCAGCACGACUGGCUGUGGCAAGUCCGACCGCAGGGAACUUAUCAUCGAAGUCGAAGAAGAAAAGCCUUUCAACGAUGUCGUCCAGAAGACAACCGAUAUACGUGGGGAGCAGCAGCCGCGGUACGAGUCAUUGAAGGAUAAUGAGGGUCAGUCACACAGGAAUGACAUCUUCCCCGAUCCCAAUGUCCCCGUCAAGCCAUCCGUUGAUAGGGACUCUGAGGCCUGGCGCAAGGUUAUGGACUUCAUCAAAGACAAUGAGAAGAACGUUGAGAAAACGAUUAAAGCUGAUAUAAAGGAAACUGAGGCGGUUCUGAGCGAAAGGGAAGGAGAGACUGGGGAAAUCGACAUCGAUGCUACUGAUGAUAAGCUGAAGUCCUACAUCGGGAAGGCUGACAUCAAUGUCAAGACUACUUUCGUGGACAUCGAUGAUUCUGACCUCGUUGGAUCUGGUGACGGAGACGAGUCUGGCGUAAUGAUCAAUCGUGACCCUGCUUUGGAGAACGCUCUAAGCCUUGACCUUAAGAAGGACGAGACGCAGUGGAAGACGCCAGAGCAAUACGAGGAGCCGCCCAAACGUUACUGGGACGACGAAACGCAGAGAUGGUUGGCCCUCGAGGGAAAGGAUUGGAACAAAGAUGUCUACACAAAGAACGAGUACAACAUGAAGACGAAAACGGAGAAAUAUCCUGUGGAGUACUCUGAUGAAUAUUCUGACGAGUACUCUGAUGAAUAUUCCUAUGAAGUCUCCGAAUCUGACGAGUACUCUGAUGAAUAUUCCGAUGAAUACUCUGACGAAUAUUCCGAUGAAUAUUCUGACGAAUACUCUGAUGAGUACUCUGAAGAGUAUUCUGAUGAAUAUUCCGACGAGUACUCUGAUGAGUACUCUGACGAAUACUCCGAUGAGUACUCUGACGAAUAUUCUGAUGAAUACUCUGACGAAUAUUCCGAUGAAUACUCUGACGAAUACUCCGAUGAGUAUUCUGACGAAUACUCCGAUGAGUACUCUGACGAAUACUCCGAUGAGUACUCUGAUGAAUACUCCGAUGAGUACUCUGAUGAAUACUCCGACGAAGAUUCCGACGAAUACUCUGAUGAGUUUUUCGAUAAAAAGCAAGCAAUGAAGGCGAAGUCGUAUCUGACCCGGGUUGAGGAUGAUGAAAUUCUGAGAAAGGAGGAACUUGCUCAGUACAGGAAGGAGCAAGCCUGGAAGGAAUACUACCAGAAAAGGAAACAAAUGCAGGAUUCUAACGAGGACGGUUACAAAGAUUCCCGCUCUGAGGAGUACUCUGAUGAAUCUGAUUACUAUAAGUCUAAGAAGGAGAACAAGAAGCAGAAAUCCGAGAGCGAGCAAGAAAUGGACGAAAUCGUUGAUGACCUCAAAACAGGAGCUAAUCUAGAAGGACUCCAGGUUAAGUUUGUUGACAAUAAAAAGUCUAAGCGUAAAAUCAAGAAGACGAAGAAACCAUUGGAUGAUUCCUAUUACUAUGACGAUGAUUACUAAUCACUAUGGAUUAAGUUUGAUUCUAGUCUGAACUUUUGAUACAUGUAACUUCAGAUUCAAGGAACAAGUGUAACUCUGAAUGAUUCUUUAUAUCGGAUAGAAAUCCAAUGGGGUACUCCACACAACUCAAAAUAAUAAAUGAUCAGAAUGGAUUACUACUAGUCUUGUUUGAAGUAAACACGGUUCAAGAAAGUUACAAGGAAGUCUUCACAAAAACCCCGAAACGUCAGCGCCAACCCCUAUCCCAUUAUUCAACAUCGUGAUAAGAAUUUAGUGUCAAAAAUGGUAUAGGCGUUCUCGUUGACAUUUCGAGAGCUUAGUGGAUACUCCCUAAUUUCUACUAAUUUAUCUCGCAACCAAGGGUUUCUUAUCAAUGCUAGUUUCAAUUGAGUCCUGGGCACGAGCCUGUACAUAUUGUAUAUACACACACUUUUACUGUAAUCAUUCCAUUUUAUUCGAUUUGAUAAUGUUUCGCAUCAAUGAUUUGAGGAGCUGCUUGAGAAUCCAUGGUAUGAAUUCUGGUGAAAAUCACUCGAUUAUUUUUGUAAUUCAAAUCCCAUUGAAAAAGGUUUCGAGUUGAAUUUGCGAAAUAGUCACGUCCUCUGAAAUUGAUCAAAGGAAAUUUUCCUGAUACAACUUCCUUAGUUUAUCAUGCGCUAAGUCCUUGUGGAAUUUCAUAGGCAGAUUCUUGCGAGAGAAUAAGAUAAGGAUAGUUUUUCGCAAAGCGCAAAUACAGGAUUGGUAGAAACUGCAUGCAUGAUUUUCGCCCACUUGACACAUGAGUCACCCGGUAGUUCCUGAUAAUUCUUGGUACAUACGUCAUGAUCAUCAAGAAGUGGUAGGCUGUGUUUCAUUUCCUUUAACAUUCGCUCCACUGCAUGAGCAUCAAACAAAGGCAUCUUUCUAUACAACUUACUGUGUCAACACCACCGCCGUUAAGUUAUCAUCAUAUCAAUAGUUCUAUUGAAUCUUCUUGUCAUAUGACUUUUAUCAAUGAUUAGUAUAUUGGACAAUAAUGUGUUGAGUGGGAUCGCGUUCCACCACCAGGUUUAAACGGAAAGACCAAGCCGGAACAUGACAUCAUGUACCAUCGAACAACUUGGUGUCACCGACACAUUGGUUGUAUUAUUCGAUUUUAUACUGGGUUUUCUCUCAAACAACUGAUUUAUACAUGUACUAUACAUUUGCUUGAGGAAUUCAACAUUAUAUCACUUUGUGACUUGCGUGAAAGGUUGUUCAACUUCAUAUCUCUGUUGAAAGAGGAAAGAGGCUUUCACAAGAAUUUGCAUUGUACUAUUUAUAGACAAUAUUAAUA
Molecule: messenger RNA, 3327 nt
Organism: Lineus longissimus
Lineage: Eukaryota; Metazoa; Nemertea; Pilidiophora; Heteronemertea; Lineidae
Product: serine-aspartate repeat-containing protein F-like
Exons: 1
Coding region: 300-2012 (570 amino acids)
Source: RefSeq, a predicted model, not a curated record